UUGAUCUAACUUGUAUUUUCAAUGGUUUUCCUUUUAUAUCAUGUAUUUUAUUCACAAUGUGUAAUUAUAAAGAUUUAUACGUCGUAUAAGUUUUUGUUUUCGACUUCAAGAUCUAUUUCUAUUCUUCGAAGAAAUAAAAUUAAUCUUUUAUCAGUCAUUCAAUUGGAUUUUGUAAGUUAUUCUAUAACACUGAUUUAUAUUUAUAUUAAAGUUUAUUAGUUGUUUUAAAAGCACCAUAACAUAAAGAACUUAUAGAAAUUUCAUGUUUGUGAAAGUAUAGUUAAAAUAUAAUAUAUAUUUUUAAAUUACUUUUGUUUAUAUUUAAAAUCAUACAUUUGAAAGUUAAACUAUAACUAUAAUAUAAAUAAUUGUAUUCCAAGAACAAAAUAUGAGCAUCACAAAAUUUGGAGUGUUUUAAAGUUUAGAAAGAACAAAAUUUGGAGUAUUUUAUAUAUCUGGACGCCGGUUUUUAAUACAUGCAUAUCCUUGAAACUAACAAGAUACCUUUCCCUGUUUUUUUCUUAUAGAGCUGAAAUGCUAUUAAACUUUAAAGAAAUAAAAAGAUACAUCUCUUUUUAGUGGGGUAUGUCUUUGAUCCGUUGAAAAUACAAACAUACAAACAUGAAACCAAAUGAAAGCCCAUAUUUAGUAGCAGGGCCGUCCCUGCCAUAAAGCCAGUGAAGCUAGAGUUUUAGGCCACAAAAUUAUUACAAAAUAUGAGGCCACAUUUUUUGAAAAAGAAUGAUUAUAGUUAAGUGGUUAAAAACAUAUUCAUCUUUGUUUCAGUUGGAGUCCGCAUCUUCAAUGUUAUAGUGUCCGUCUUCCUUUUUUUUCUAUUGCGACAUGUAGUUUAAAUAACUUCUGAUUUUUUUUUGUCAAACAAAUAACUUAUAUGUUUCUUUUUUUUUCCUUGUGUUACUUAACAUUACAAAUAAUAAUAGUUCAAUUCAAACUCGUGAUUUUUAUUUUAUUAAAAUGUCUACUAAUAAUCUGACGUAACUAAACUACUACGAGUUAAAAAAAGUUAAACUAAAAAAAAAAAAAGAAGAAGCUAAACUACUAUUUCAAUUUGUAUAAAAAAGAGAAACUAUUAUAUAUGCAUAUAUAUUAUAUAAAUAUAUUUUACAAAUAAAUAUAAUGUUAUUGUAUAUAAAUAUGCUUCAGGCCACCAAAUUUAUCGGGACGGCACUGUUUAGUAGGAAAAGAAAUCAGAUGAACCCGAGAUUUACCGAGAGAAGCAAAUUUGUCGGCAUGCAAAGAAUCUGCAGUGGAAAUUGUCUUGAAAAUCAGACAGAUGUGACAUUCCUGUCUUCAUGCAUCUGUUCAGCCUCAUAACACCUGAAAGGAAGGAUAAUAUUUUAUUAAUCAAUAAUAUUCUUAUGUGCAAGUGCAAUACAACAACAAAAAAAAACUAAACAAAAAAUUAUAAACAUCAAAGAACAGAAGAGAAAGGAAAAUUCUUACAUAUCACAAAUCUGAAAAUGUUUGCACUGACUACUGACCCAACGAUUCUAGAUACCAUCACCAUAAGCAAUGUGUGUAAGAAGGCUGCAAGUAGACCAUGAGAAAGUCCUCAUUGGAAUGGUCUCACCGAGCUGGAAACAAAGGCAAAAGGAGAACAAACUAAUAAAGAGAUAUUGGGUUUGGUUUAUUUCUCUGUUUUUUUCAUAUUGGGUUUGGUUUUUCCUUUUUGCUCUCGGGAGCUUUUCUAUCUGAUGCCCUGUGUAUUUUAUACUCUUGUCUUGAUUAUGAGCUUCUGCUCUUUAUUUCAGUGUAGUAAUUUCAGUGUUAAAAAAAAGAAAGAAUGUGACUUCGAUUUUAGCGUAGCUAUUUGAGGGUUAGUGAUUUGAAUAUUAGAGAAUGGAGGAGGUUAUCUUACGAACAAGAAAAAAAUUUCUCCACAACAAAACAUGUACUAUUAGAAUAUCCCAAAAAAAAAUUUAUAACUUCAAAUAUAGAAUUUUUUCUUUCUAAAAAGAAACUUCAACACUUCGUAUUUAAAGUUUUGAGGAGUGAAACUACUCAAAACUUCAAAUUUGAAGUUUCAUUUUAUUUAUAUUUUGGUCCUUACAAUUAAUUACAAAUCUCAUUUAUUAUUUUAAGUAUUUUUUUCGUUUAUCAUUUUAAUCCUUAAAACAUUUAUUUCUCAUAAAUAUUUCAAAAUUGUUUUAAAAAUUUAAGUUUUACACAUAAAAUUAAAUUAAAAUUUUUUAAAAUAAGAUUUAUAUUAGUUUAAAACUAGAAUUAGACAACAAAAAUAUUACAAAAGAAACUUAAUAAAAAUCUUUUUAAAAGGUACAUGAAAGCAUAAUGAUUACACAAAUUUAAAUGUUAUAACAUCAGUAAUUGUUUGGUAAACUAGCUCUAGAACCUCCAAAAUCUCCAAAAUGUUGUUAAAACAAAUUUUGUGUAAUUAAAGACAGAGCAUUACAUAAAUAAUUUUAUGAAAUAAUCGGGUAUUUUUGUAGUUUAGUAUUUAAUUAUGUAUUUAUAUUUAGGGAAAUAUUUUAUUAAUUAAUAUUUCUGUUGUAUUUUAUAUAUGUAUAAAUUAUUUAUAAAAGUUUUAUGGAUUUACAUUAAUUAUGACAAAUAUAAGGACCAUAGCAUAAAAUACCUAAAAUAUAAAUAAUUUUGAAGUUAAGUUUGAAAUUUUGCUUUUGGAAGAAAACAUUUUAAACUUCAAAUAUAGAGUUAUGCACAACUCUAAAAUAGAGUGUCUUUUUGGAGAUGCUCUAAACAAGAUUAACGUCCUAAAUACAUGGCCGAGUUAACACUGUUAUGCUCUAAAACAAAUUACCCUCUAUAUUUAUAUUCAGAUAAUGUUUAAAAUAUUUUAAAUUUUAAUUAGUAAUAUUUUUAUAUUUUGUGAUGAAAAUAAAAUUAUAUACAUAUCAAAUAAUUUUGAACCCUUUUCAAAUUUAUUUAUUAUAUUUAUAAUUUUUUAUAUAAAAAUAUAAAUUUAUAAAAAAAUUGAACCUCUUAACUAUCAAUAUACAUGGGACACGGGAUUGGACUCUGGAUGAUCGCACCGCAUGUCCUCCUGCUCAGUCGGCCUUACCUAAGUAUACAUGUGGGUUGAAUAUAUAUGGUCCUCUUUUUUUCUUUUCUUUUUUGAAACAGAAUAUUGUCCUAAAAAAUUUACGGCUUUAUUUUGUAACAUUUGGACUGUACCAUUUUGAGAUUGUAUGUAGCCUUGUCCAUUGGGUUAUAUUAAUAAAAAAAAUCAUGAACAUAAAUGUAAACUAAGAAUUUUAACUCACUGUAAUAUAAUUUACAGUAGAUUUGUUACACGUGUUCUUCGAAGAUAGGAUAAGCUAAUCCAAAUUAAGUAUUUUUCCUGGUCAGAAUGCAUAUUAAAGUUUCGUCAUGAAAAAACAAAAAGUAAUUCAUAUUCAACGAAAAAACAAACUAACAAAUAUCUUUUCAAAAUUUCUUUCCAUGUAAUCACUUUCUUUGGAUGUAUUAUUAUUAUUUUCCUUUUGCAUUUAUUAUUUAGUUAUAUAUUUUCUCUACAUUUUAUGAUUUAACCAGAAAAGUCCAUUAAAAGGUAUUUUGUCAAUUAUAAGACUGAGACCAUGCAUACCGCUUAGGCGCUUAGCCUCUAUAUAAAUUGUUUACACUCAUCUGCUAUAACAACACUCAGAGUUGAAUAAAAACAUAAAAAAUAGACCAAGAGAACAUUCUUCCGAUCAAUCAACGUCGGAAAAUGGCAAAUCUACCAGAUUCACUGUACGAGGAUUACAGUACAAGCAAGUUGACGUUGCCAUCUGCUUCUUCCUUUGCUCCAACCACCACUGUCGUACCUUUUCCGGACAUGGACACAAUUAUCCAGUGGAUCAAUGAUCUUCAUAAUGAGAUUCCAUUUGUCUCUAAUUCCGCGCUCCAAAACCUUGUCACUCAUAGGAACACUUAUGAGAUCUUGCCGCUGCUAUUAUGGAAAUCUCCUUGUACAAUGGCCAUGAUGUUGCAGGAGAUCGUGAAAAUCUACCCACACAUCUCAACUCCAGUACACUCUCGGGAGGGGAAGCCACCUCGAGCGUACAAUAUUCUGCUUUUGUUCCAGUGCAUAGCUCAUUAUCCGGAGACAAGAGGCUACUUCCUUAAGGCUGAGAUGCCACACUACUUAUUUCCUUUGAUGGACAUUAAUCUCACCGACAAGCCUAUCGAAUGCUUAAGGCUUGGUGCAUUGGGUGUCCUUGCUCAUAUGUUGAAGGCGGUACAUACAGUAGUAUCCUCCUCUUUCACAGCAUAUAUUUUUGUCACAAAAAUACUUAAUAUUAUUUUGAACAUCUCACUUGUCUUACAGCCUAUAGACGGAGCUGCUGUUCGUUUCCUUAUGGACAACGGUGCUUUACGUUAUUGCAUCAAAGCUAUCGAGAUUGGCUCUACAGAGUCAAAGACAGUUUCUGUGUUCAUAUUGAACAAGAUUCUGUCAACUAAUGAGGGGCUUCAGUACUGCUGCGUCUUGGCUGAUCGUUUUUUCCUCAUAGACGGUCUCCUGAAAAAUCUGCUUGUGUAUCUUUCUUCCAUGACCAACCCUUCUCCCAGCUUGUUCAAUCUUAUUGCUGGUUGCUACGCCAAGCUCUCCCAGAAGCCCAGGGCUCGUGAGGGGUUAUGGCGUUUCCCUCCUGUCAUGCUGCUCAACGGGACCUUCGCCAGUUUAUUUGCUGUAAGAUUGGAACUCUUUCUUGAGCUCUGUAUGGAUUUGGUCAAGAUUCAGAGUGUUUUUGUGUGUGUGGUUUUACGCAGGAGGACCCAGACGCUGUUAACUACCGUAAGCAGCUGAUUCGGAACAUGCAAAGCAAAGUUAUGAAGUAGCAGAAACACACAGUUUUACUCCAGCGUGACGCUAAGUAAUAACUAAGAAGACAGAAAAGCUAUGUUCUUGUUUUGGUUUACUCUCUUCUUCAGAUGACUCUUUUUUAUUAUCUUUCAGCAUUGUUUUUCUCUCUUUUGGGAUACAUUUGAACCCUUUUUCUAUCUUCUUCUCCUUUCAAGUAUUUUAUAUUUUGAUUUCUCUCCAGAGGGAGAAAGGAUUUGCUUAA
This is a messenger RNA of Brassica rapa (field mustard), 5045 nucleotides long. Its product is annotated as CCR4-NOT transcription complex subunit 9. Lineage: Eukaryota; Viridiplantae; Streptophyta; Magnoliopsida; Brassicales; Brassicaceae. The record is from RefSeq and is a predicted model, not a curated record. Gene Ontology annotation, biological process: mRNA catabolic process. Gene Ontology annotation, cellular component: CCR4-NOT complex.